Molecule: messenger RNA, 2197 nt
Organism: Carya illinoinensis
Lineage: Eukaryota; Viridiplantae; Streptophyta; Magnoliopsida; Fagales; Juglandaceae
Product: mediator of RNA polymerase II transcription subunit 4
Exons: 3
Coding region: 267-1490 (407 amino acids)
Biological process (GO): regulation of transcription by RNA polymerase II
Cellular component (GO): core mediator complex; mediator complex
Molecular function (GO): transcription coregulator activity
Source: RefSeq, a predicted model, not a curated record
AAAAAAUUGUAAAAUAAGAAUCGAUUGAGAGUGCUCUCUAACGAUGAAAGUUGUAAAAGAAUUGGAUCGCUGAUUCGCUGGCAUGUUCCGUCUCUUCUUCGUCUGACUUUUUUCCAUUCCUGUGACCUGUCCAUUGCAGAUCAAUCUCCCGCAAUCUUGUCGCGGCCAGGAGCCUCCAUUUCCUUUUCUCCGGUCGCCGCCAUAUCCGGACGCUCGGACCUUUUUGAAGAAGAAGAAAGUUUUAGCUGCCAUAAGUCAGUCAAAAAAUGCUGCAAUCUCCAGCAAGGCUAGGCCUUACAAACCCAAACUCACCCUCUCUUCAGAACCCUACACCGCCCAAACUUCCCCACCAACCACCACACCACCCAACCCAGCACCAACCCUCCUCCAAUCACUCAUCCACUGUUACCAUCACCACCACCUCCUCAACCCUCCUCUCUCUCCUCCCACCACUCCCUCGAGCCCAGUCCCUUCUCCUCCAAAUGGCCUCCUUAGCCUCCAAACUCUUUGACGUCUCACCUAAUCGGUCCAUCUGGCUCACCGCCUUUCGAGGGUCUCUCCCUACCUUUCUCUCUUCUCAAACCCAAGCACUUGCCACCACCAACCCACCUGAUUCCUCUCCUUCCUCGGCCAAAGAAAUCCUCUCCCUUUUCACCCUUCUACAGACCCAACUCUUCGAAGCAGUUGCAGAACUCCAAGAGAUUCUUGAUCUUCAGGAUGCUAAGAGGAAAGUUGCCCGCGAAAUCCAGUCCAAAGAUUCUGCUCUUCUUGUGUUUGCCCAUAAACUCAAAGAUGCUGAGCGUGUUCUUGAUAUUCUUGUUGAUGACUACUCUGAUUAUCGACGACCCAAGAGAUCCAAAUUGGAGGAGGAUAUGGAGGACGAUUCUUCUUGCACAACCACUGUUUCAUCUCAGCUCAAAUUGUCUGAUAUUUUAUCAUAUGCCCACCGGAUAAGCUACACAACCUUUGCUCCACCUGAAUUCGGUGCUGGGCAAGCUCCUCUUCGUGGGGCUCUCCCACCUGCCCCACAAGAAGAGCAAAUGCGUGCGUCACAGCUGUACAAUUUUGCUGAUCUCGAUGUUGGUUUACCUAAAGCAGUUGAAACCAAGGAGAAAACAAUUGAAGCUAUUAUUGAGCCUCCCUCUGCACAGCCAGAUGUCAAAUCGCUUGCCAAUAUGACUGCAAUUCAGGGUCUGCUUCCUCCAAAUAUCACUGUUCCAUCAGGUUGGAAACCCGGGAUGCCUGUGGAAUUGCCCAUUAAUUUGCCAUUGCCCCCACCCGGGUGGAAGCCCGGAGACCCUGUGCCAUUGCCUCCAUUUGAGUCUCUUCCUGUUCCUAGGGCUGAUGAGCAACAAUUGCGUCCCCUUGCUCCUCAAAAUAAGCCACCCGAACCAAUACAGGUUCGGCAUGUUGAGCUGGAUAUUCUGGAUCAAGACGAUGACAGCAGUGAUUAUAGUAGUGAGGAUGCAAGCUCUGAGGAUGAUGAUUGACGGUCAAAAGGCUAAUGCUUGAGGUAUUCUAGGAGUGCUGUCAUAUCUCUUAUGCUGUGAAAAAUCUUAUAAGUUAAACCUUUAGGGAGGUGAAUUCUAGGGAACUAUAGCUUUUGAUGUGAGUGGAAUGAAAUUGAACGUAUAAAUAAUAUAUAUUUAGUGGACUAAAAAAAAUAAUGAAAAUCGAUGCUAUACAAUUGUUUGAUGCUGAAACAAUUGUUCUUCUCCCGUACUUUACAUUUGGACAAAUGCUUCAAAAUCUUUAACAUAAUUUUCUAUGAGGAGCAACUUGAAGGACAAAGUUGUUGGUAUGGCUGUAAUAUAUACUUGACAAUAGUUGAAGUUUACUGUUUUAACUUCUAAGACUGUUGAAUGCAAGUAAUUGAUAUAUUUACUCAUUUGUUUUCAGAGAUGAGAUGAAUUGAGAUUAAAGUUGAAAGUUGAAUAAAAUAUUAUUAGAAUAUAUUAUUUUCAUAUUAUUUUUGUAUUGAGAUUUGAAAAAGUUGAAUUGCUUAUUUUAUUUUGUAUGAGAAUUUGAAAAAAUUGUAAUGAUUAGAUGAGAUGAGAUGAAAAGUUUUGUAAAAGUGAACGAGUAAUCUAAAUGAAUCUUUGUAACACCCCCAAGGAAGGCUCAAGCCACAUAUGAGCCUAUACUCCAAAAGGGCUAGUGAAUGAUACAAUUGUUGUCCCAUUAAAAUCAUUAUAUA